UUUUAGGUGGGGGGCAAUUACUUGUGGUUUUUCGCUGUUGGUGGCAGGGCUUGCGGGGGAAACGGUAAAGUUUAUCCAAAUGUAUCGCUGCCGAAACGCUUGAAAAGACAAUCGUUGAUGGGUCGCUUCUUCUCAGUCAUCCACACAGAUAUGCAGAUGGUUGGCUGCUCUGAGGCGGAAGGAGCAGUCUAUAACUCUGUGGACGACGAGGACAGAUGGGUUGUCGAUUUCACCGCCGACAGGGUUGUGGAUACACAGCCCAGCUUUGUGGAUCACGUCAGCUAUGCCAAAGAUACUUUUCAGUGGGCAAUGGUCAAUCUAAUCACAUGCAGAGGAAACCUCAACAUAACCCAGAAAGCAUUGAAGGAUCAGCCACUAGAAUCUGAUCCUCCCUCCCAUCCCAUCGUCUACCCGAAAGACAACGUGGCUCUCGGAGAGAAGAACACACUCGUAUGCCACGUGAGCGGCUUCUUUCCGGCGCCCGUCAAAGUUCACUGGACCAAGAAUGGUGAACCGGUGGCGGGCGCAGUGAGCCGCGCCACCAGCGCCUUUCCCGAUAAGGACGGCUCCUUCCACCAGACCUUCCAACUGGACUUCACUCCCGCACAAGACGACAUCUACUCGUGCGUGGUGGAACAUCCGGCCCUGGAGCGUCCACGUAACACCUUCUGGACGGUGAAGGUGAACCAGCCGGGUAUCGGAGCCACCGUCUUCUGUGCACUGGGGCUGACUGUGGGACUUGUGGGCGUGGCCACCGGAACCUUCUUCCUCGUCAAAGGAAACAAAUGCAACUGAUUGGCUGGUGCACGUUAUGUCUUCACUUAUUUUUUUCCUGCUUGAAUAAAAAAUACAGUGAACCCCAGUGUAUUGCAGAAUAUGGAUGCAUUUUUAAACAACAAAAUGUACACCCAAACAUUAUGAUUAGGGAUGGGCCAGUACCGAUAGCAGAUAUGGGUAACAGUCUGAUAUUGGCCUUAUUUUAAGGUAUUGGGUACUUGUGGAGGCUGCCGAUAUCAACUACCAAUACUUAAGGCAAAACAAAUCUGGCAUCGAGUAAGUCCUCCUCAGUAGUAGGUGGCGCUAUGCUGUGAUGAAUAUUACCUGUUAAACAAGGAAAUGUAUUUGUUCACAUAAUUUUGUCAUUGUGUUUAAUUUUUUUACAUAAAAAUAGAGGUACUGACACUCUGUAUCGGCGAGUACUCAGAGUGAAUACUCUACUCAUACAGCCGUACCUCGGUUUUCGACCGUAAUCCGUUCCGGAACGCUGUUC
This is a messenger RNA of Hippocampus comes (tiger tail seahorse), 1270 nucleotides long. Its product is annotated as H-2 class II histocompatibility antigen, A-U alpha chain-like. Gene Ontology annotation, biological process: immune response; antigen processing and presentation. The record is from RefSeq and is a predicted model, not a curated record. NCBI's taxonomy places the organism in Eukaryota, Metazoa, Chordata, Actinopteri, Syngnathiformes, Syngnathidae. Gene Ontology annotation, cellular component: MHC class II protein complex; membrane. The transcript is spliced from 3 exons. Bases 118 to 795 code for a protein of 225 amino acids.